Oncorhynchus kisutch (coho salmon) is the source of this 4278-nucleotide messenger RNA. Its product is annotated as fibrous sheath CABYR-binding protein. Bases 138 to 2312 code for a protein of 724 amino acids. Gene Ontology annotation, cellular component: mitochondrion. NCBI's taxonomy places the organism in Eukaryota, Metazoa, Chordata, Actinopteri, Salmoniformes, Salmonidae. The transcript has 7 exons. Gene Ontology annotation, biological process: anterograde axonal transport. The record is from RefSeq and is a predicted model, not a curated record.
GGUGAAUUCUCUGCCUUCACUCUAACGAGCGCAGUCUGUAGAUGCGUGUUCACAGCUGGUCUCUCCUCAGUCAGUCAUCCAGCAAGCCUCCUGUACCACCACACGCACUGUACACUAGAUCCUGGAUUUGAUCAGAAAUGUUUUUCUGUAGAUCGGCUUGGCAGAGACUGGGGCUCCUGUCACGAAUGACAGUCGCCCUACCCUUAUCCAGAAAUGUGGUUCCAGUGCGGCAGAUGUCCGUCGGGAUCCCCGGUGGCUCUGCCACCAACGUGGCGUACGCCGUUCUGUGUGGAGGAGGCCUCACUGCCGCUGUGGUCUACGCUUACAAGACAGUGAAUGGUGACAGUGAGCGGUACAAUGACCGACUCGCCGAGAUGAACUUGAGGCCCAAGGAAGCAGCAGCAGAGGAAGCAGCACCAGCAGCAGAGGAAGCAGCACCAGCAGCAGAGGAAGCAGCACCAGCAGCAGAGGAAGCAGCACCAGCAGCAGAGGAAGCAGCACCAGCAGCAGAUGAAGCAGCAGAGGAAGCAGCACCAGCAGCAGAGGAAGUAGAAUCCCCAGAAGAACCGGCACCAGUAGAAGCAGAGGUGUUAGCCGAGGUGGUCGCUGAGACGGCCGCAGUCGAGGAGGCGCCUGCAGCAGCAGAGGAAGUCGUGGCAGAGGUCGCAGCCAAAUCCGUCGCUGUCCUAGAGGCGGUUGCAGAGGUUGCUGCGGAACCAGAGGUCGUCGCAGUUGAGGAGGCGCCCGCAGUGGAAGUUGCCGUGGUUACGGAAGAAGCUGCACCGGAGGCUGUCGCAGAGGACGUCACAGAUGCGGCUCCUGGCGUCGUGGAAGAGGUCGUUGCCAUGGAGGCCGCCGAUGCUGUGUCUGACAUCACGUCUGCCUCCAUGAAACUCCUGGCCAGCUCUGAGAUCGCUGCUGCCUCGGUAGCUGAGAGGAGGCUCAUGCACGCCGUCCAACACCUAGAAGACCGGACUGAAGAAUCCUCACUCGCUCCCGCCGAGGACAUUCUAGAUUCCCUGGUGGUUCCUGAAGCUAAGGUAGAGGAGGAAGUAUUAUCUGUGGAGGGGGAAGUGGCAGAAGCACCAGCUGCAGAAGUCUUGGAAACUGAAGAGCCCAAACCAGAAGAGGAGGCUGUUGUUGCUGCCCCUAAUGUCACAGAGAAAGUGGUUGCUGAGGAGACCCCUGAGCCAGAGGAAGUAGUUCUGGUCGUCGUAGAGGAAGCUCCAGCUGCUGUUGCAGAGGAGGAGACGGCUGCGGCUCCCCUAGAGGCCACAGAGCUCCCUGCCACUGUGGAAGCACCUGAGACUGAGGCUUCUGCCGCUGUGGAAGCACCUGAGGCUGAGGCUUCUGCCGCUGUGGAAGCACCUGAGGCUGAGGCUUCUGCCGCUGUGGAAGCACCUGAGGCUGAGGCUUCUGCCGCUGUGGAAGCACCUGAGGCUGAGGCUUCUGCCGCUGUGGAAGCACCUGAGGCUGAGGCUUCUGCCGCUGUGGAAGCACCUGAGGCUGAGGCUUCUGCCGCUGUGGAAGCACCUGAGGCUGAGGCUUCUGCCGCUGUGGAAGCACCUGAGGCUGAGGCUUCUGCCGCUGUGGAAGCACCUGAGGCUGAGGCUUCUGCCGCUGUGGAAGCACCUGAGGCUGAGGCUUCUGCCGCUGUGGAGGCACCUGAGGCUGAGGCUUCUGCCGCUGUAGAAGCACCUGAGGCUGAGGCUUCUGCCGAGGAGGGACCAAUAGUAGAGGAAUUUUCCCCAGAAGAGGCUGCCCCAGUCGAAGAGGCAGCGCCAGUUGAGGCAGAGUUACCUGCAGCCGAAGAGGUAGUAGUGGAGGAAGCCCCAGUGGAGGAACCCCCAGUGGAGGAACCAGCAAUGGAGGAACCAGCAGCAGAGGAACCACCGGCGGCAAAGGAGGCUGUGGAGACAGCCCAAGUGUCUGAGGAUGAGGCGCUCGUGGUGGAGGCGGCGAUGCUGGCAGCAGCCUCAGCCCUGGAUGUCGAGGCAGUGGAGGCAGAGGCAGCCCCGGCUGAGGAAGUCAAGGAGGCCCUCUUCACUUCAUGCCACCAAUGUGAAGCCCCAGCUUCUGAGGCUGAUGUGGCAGUCACCCCCAUGGAGGUCGUAGAGGCUGCAUCUGUGGGGGAAGUAGAGGCUCCCCCUGCUGGUGUGGAGGAGGCAGUCGUCGAGGGUGAGGCAGUGGAGGUGACCGCAGAGGAGCGCGCCUCCGAUUGGCCUGCUGAGGUGACCGCAGAGGCAGAGGAGGAAGCCAAGGUGGAAGGAGAGACUGCCAGGCCAGUAAAGAGGUCCUGCUCAGUGAUGUGAUAGUACAGAAGGUGCACAGAGUAUGAGCCUGAUGUUGCUGACAGCCCAGUCCUGACUGGAGACCAGCGAGAUGUGCCUUCUGGAACAGUCAACACCCACAGCUGUCAAUCAAACAGGACGAUCAACAUAAAACACACACAGAAUUAGAACCGGUUUGAAUUGAAUUCUAUAAUUCUAUUUAACUCAUUAUAUAUUUAAAUGUUGUCUGAUGACAACCGUUGUCAACCCGGUAACUACAUUCCCGGUUCUCACUCAGUUUCUUGGUCUUGUAUUUACCCUACCCAUGGUGAGGUGACACUUCUGUAAGGGUUUGAAGUCUGACUUUAUUCCUAGGCUCAGACCCAAAUGACACCUUAUACCCUAUAUAGUGCACUACUUUUGACCAGGGCCUGGGGGAAUAGGGUGCCAUUUGGGAUGGAUAUCAACUAUUUCUCAGUACCACCCUGUUCCCCAAGGUGGCACUGUUACCAAGCUGACAAAGACCACUUGAAUGUAUUUGAAGUUACUUGAUAAAUUAUUGUGUACUUGACAUUGCCUAAUGAAUUCUGACAAUUUUUUUUGUUGAUUCAAUGAAAUAAGAUCUGAAUUGUUGUAUUAAACAGUAGGCCAUUAGACAACAUGUAGAUGAUUGUGUUCUUCAGAGACUGUUGAGUAAGUUCUGCAUGGAGUUUCUUUAUUCAAUCAGGGAACAUCUAGAUUAAGUUUAGUUCUCAAGCCAGUAGACUGUUAGUAGACAGUGUUGUACCCAUGUGAGGAAAAAAAUGUAAUGGUUUUUUUUUUCAGUCGAAUAAUAAUUUAUGUAAUAGCUUUGCAGGUGGGGUGGGGUGGUUGAUGGGGUGGUUGGUGGGGUGGUUGAUGGGGUGGUUGAUGGGGUGGUUGGUGGGGUGGUUGAUGGGGUGGUUGUGGGGUGGUUGGUGGGGUUGGUUGUGGGGUGGUUGGUGGGGUGGUUUUGUGUGACACAGUAUGGAAAGACUAGUUGUCCAAACUAUCCUAUGGUUAUAUAUUCAUGUUGCUUGUGUACAUUUUGUAUAGAAAGACUAGUUUGAAGAUCCAAACUAACACUAUCCUGUCACUAUAGCCAUGUGUAUAUUUUGUAUAGAAAGACUAGUUUAAAGAUCCAAACUAACACUAUCCUGUCACUAUAGCCAUGUGUAUAUUUUGUAUAGAAAGACUAGUUUGAAGAUCCAAACUAACACUAUCCUGUCACUAUAGCCAUGUGUAUAUUUUGUAUAGAAAGACUAGUUUGAAGAUCCAAACUAACACUAUCCUGUCACUAUAGCCGUGUGUAUAUUUUGUAUAGAAAGACUAGUUUGAAGAUCCAAACUAACACUAUCCUGUCACUAUAGCCAUGUGUAUAUUUUGGAUAGAAAGACUAGUUUGAAGAUCCAAACUAACACUAUCCUGUCACUAUAGCCAUGUGUAUAUUUUGGAUAGAAAGACUAGUUUGAAGAUCCAAACUAAAACUAUCCUGUCACUAUAGCCAUGUGUAUAUUUUGUAUAGAAAGACUAGUUUGAAGAUCCAAACUAACACUAUCCUGUCACUAUAGCCAUGUGUAUAUUUUGGAUAGAAAGACUAGUUUGAAGAUCCAAACUAAAACUAUCCUGUCACUAUAGCCAUGUGUAUAUUUUGUAUAGAAAGACUAGUUUGAAGAUCCAAACUAACACUAUCCUGUCACUUAUUUAAGUCAUUAUGUAAGUACUAAAAAGGUUACUAUGAUGUCAUACUCAGAAACGUGUCAUAUGUUGUAUUUCUAAAUUAAAUGGAGCUGUACGCUUAUUCAGAAUGGACAAGUGGACUGUCCACUUUUGACUUUGAACUUCAUUGACAUGAUUCCAUAUCUAAUUAUGAGAUUCAAUUUGGAGAGCCCUUUUUUUUAAUGGAUGAAAUGAUCAAUUCAAUAAUUGUUUUAUUAUGUAUCUGUUAUUGUGAAGACAAAUUCUUUGUAAAUAAAGGUGAUUUAAACUG